Messenger RNA from Aspergillus tanneri, 2085 nucleotides. RefSeq names its product fatty-acyl coenzyme A oxidase (gene POX1). Gene Ontology annotation, molecular function: FAD binding; acyl-CoA oxidase activity; fatty acid binding. Lineage: Eukaryota; Fungi; Ascomycota; Eurotiomycetes; Eurotiales; Aspergillaceae. The transcript has 4 exons. Bases 1 to 2085 code for a protein of 694 amino acids. The record is from RefSeq and is a predicted model, not a curated record. Gene Ontology annotation, cellular component: peroxisome. Gene Ontology annotation, biological process: lipid homeostasis; fatty acid beta-oxidation using acyl-CoA oxidase.
AUGCCUUCUCCACCCCCAGCCUGGGUCCAGGCCUUGAAGCCGGCCGACCCGCAGGGCUCCGAACUCCUGUCCCAGGAGCGCGCCCAGUCGAACGUCAACGUCGACAAACUGGCAGAAUUACUACACACGAAGGAGUUUCUGGACCGACAAGACCGUCUUCUGGCGUUGCUCCAGUCCGAGAAGAUCUUCGACAAGUCUCAGAAUCACACAUUGGGCCGCACUGAGCGGAUCCAACUGUCGCUGGCCAAGGCUAAGCGGCUGCAACAGUUGGCCGAAAAGCACAACUGGUCGUUCGACGAGUACCACUUGGCUAAUGACCUGCUGGCUGAGCCUACUCCUUACGGUCUCCAUGCAUCCAUGUUCUUAGUGACAUUAAGAGAACAAGGAACUCCCGAGCAGCACAAGCUUUUCUUAGAACCCGCUCAAAAAUACCAGAUUGUGGGUUGCUAUGCGCAAACGGAGUUGGGUCACGGGUCUAAUGUGCGUGGUUUGGAAACCACCGCCACUUGGAACCCGGAGGACAAGACUUUCACUAUCCAUUCGCCCACUCUGACGGCGUCCAAGUGGUGGAUUGGUUCGCUGGGUCGGACUGCCAACCACGCAGUGGUGAUGGCACAGCUACAUAUUGGCGGCAAGAACUACGGCCCCCAUCCGUUCCUCGUCCAGGUCCGCGACCUCAAGACGCAUCAACCACUGGAGAACGUCUACGUGGGUGAUAUUGGGCCUAAGUUUGGUUACAACACCAUGGACAACGGUUUCCUUUUGUUCAACCAUGUCAAGAUUCCCCAUGUGAACAUGCUCGCUCGCUUCUCUCGCAUCGACAAGGAAACCGGUAAGUACAUGCGUCCCGCCUCUCCGUCUCUCGUGUACGGAACCCUCACCUGGGUGCGGUCGAACAUCGUUCUCCAAGCCGGAGGCGUGCUAGCGCGCGGCGUCACAAUCGCCACCCGGUACUGUGCGGUUCGGAAACAAUUCCAGGACCGUGAUGCCACCGGCAACACGGGCGAGAACCAGGUUCUCAACUACAAGAUGGUUCAGAUCCGACUGCUCCCCUUGUUGGCAUCCAUGUAUGCCCUGCAUUUUACCGGCCGUGGAAUGAUGCGUCUCUACCAGGAGAACCAGAAUCGGAUGAAAGCGGCCGCCCAGCCGGGACAGGAUAGUCGAGGUGCUGGUCCGGAAGAGCUCCGAGCCGGUGCUGAUCUCCUUGCUGAUCUCCAUGCUACUUCCUGUGGUCUCAAGGCCUUGGCUAGUACCACGGCCGGAGAGGGCUUGGAAGUCUGUCGUCGUGCCUGUGGUGGCCACGGAUACAGCAGCUACAGUGGUAUUGGCCCAUGGUACUCUGACUAUCUCCCUACCCUUACCUGGGAAGGUGACAACUACAUGUUGACCCAGCAGGUAGCUCGAUACCUCCUCAAAUCCGCCCGCUCUGUCCUUGCAGGAAAACCCUCCAAUAAUGACACCUGCCAAAUCCUCCAAAACUACCUCUCCCGCCGAGACAAGGGCGCCUCAUUUGAUGUCCUCGAAGUCGACAGCGACAUCGUAGCCGCAUUUGCAUGGCGCACAGCCCAUCUAACAUUCGAGGCUCUGAAGCACCGCGACGUGGAGAAGCGAUCAUGGAACAGUCUGCUAGUUGAUUUCUGGCGUCUAUCAACGGCGCAUUCGCAGUAUCUCGUUGUCAAGAACUUUUACGAGGCUGUGACAUCGCCACAGUUGACUGCUGCUCUGGAUCCUGAAACUACCACGCUCAUGCAUAAGCUUUUCCGGCUUUAUGCGCUGCAUACACUUGAGCGUGAAGCUGCUGAGUUCUUCUCCUCUAGUGCUGUGACGACUCGUCAAAUCAGUCUGGCGCAAACAAAUGCUGUUAUGAAACUGCUUGAUGAGAUCCGCCCGCAUGCUGUGCGUCUUGUCGAUGCGUGGAAGAUCCCUGAUUGGCAGCUUGAUAGCAGUCUGGGUCGCUAUGAUGGUGAGGUUUAUCCGGAUUUGUUCCGUCGGGCGAGCCAGAAUCCAGUCAAUGAUCUGGUGUUUGAUCCUUAUCCGUGGAAUGAGGCAGUGUUGAAGAAUGCUCCUCCCAGGAGCAAGCUGUAG